CGCCAAAACGUUCCUAGUUUUAUAUAGUUACACGGAAACAGCGUCACUUGCAAGAAAGAAUUAAAAAAUGAAAAGUUAGAGCGAAUCCAAUUAAGCACUCCAAGCAAUGAAUUUUCUAUGUUAUCUCGGAGACCGAUACCAUGUCUUGUUGCUAAGGAAUCAUUGACUCCUCCUUUGCAUACACUACUUGAUUGAGAAAAACUUAGUAGUUCACUACACUGCAAACCAUUGUUCUCUUACCUUUCUCUGAAAAUCCAUUCACUUUGCUGUUGUUGAGAUCAUAUCAUCAUGGCUGGUGCACUUGUUGCUGGAGCUUUGCUCUCUGGAUUCAUUAACAUUGUCAUUAACAAAUCCCUUAGAGAGGAUGUGGUCAACCGGGUCUUGGGCAAGAAACUUGGCCCUGGCUUGGUUGAGAGGCUGAAAAUUUCUCUGCAUGCUGCUGAAGCUGUGCUUGAUGAUGCUGAGUACAAGCAACUGGGUGACGAACGCGUGAGGGAUUGGCUCAACAGUCUGAGAGAUGCUGUUUAUGAUGCUGAUGACUUUCUGGAUUCUGUACUCACCAAAGCCGCCACUCAAAAGGAGGUAUGUUCUUUCUUGCCUAGUUUCUUUCUCAACCGAUAUAGGAAGAUGGUAGAUAACAUGGAAGGGGUGGUUGCAAGAAUAGAAUUUCUUGUAAGUCAAAAAGAUAUCCUUGGUCUUCAAAAGAAUACCAAGGAUAAUAACCUGUCAUCAUCAUCAUCAUCAUCAUCAUCAUGGCGAGAAACCACAUGUCUGAUGGAAGGGAACAUAUAUGGCAGGGAGGAUGAUCAACAAGCUUUAAUCAAAAUAAUAAAUGACAACAGUGAAUCUCAGUUAUCUGUGAUUCCAAUUGUUGGCAUGGGUGGGGUUGGUAAAACAACCUUAGCCAAAUGGGCGUACAGUGUCGCGGAGGGAUUUGAUCUCAAAGCAUGGAUCUGCAUCUCUGAAACAUUUGAUGUUGCUGAGAUUACAAGGAAAACCGUGGAGGAAAUUACUAAAAGUUCUUGUGACCUUCGGAGUUUAAAUUUGCUUCAAAAUGAAUUGCAGGAAAUCUUGUCGGGAAAGAAGUGCUUUAUUGUUCUAGACGAUGUCUGGAGCGAAGAUGCCGAUAAGUGGAAGCAAUUUAUAACUCCUUUUCAAGGUGGGGCUAAGGGUAGUACAAUUCUUCUAACAACUCGCAAUCAAGAGGUUGCUUCAGUAGUUCAAACAUGUCCCUCUUGCACUCUUAAUGAGUUGUCCGAAGAGUCUUGUUGGUUAUUGUUUGCAGCCAAUGCAUGUUUUCCGGUGUUAAACAGGAACCCAACACUAGAGGAUGUCGGUAGAAAGAUUGUCAAGAAGUGUAAGGGGUUGCCAUUAGCUGUAGAAACACUUGGGCGUUUGUUGCAAGGAAAGGAUGAUGUUAAAGAAUGGAAUGUUGUUUUAAUGAAUGACAUUUGGGAAUUGAAAAAUAGUAAAAUUAUUCCAGCAUUGUUAAUAAGCUACUUCCAGCUACCUCCUUACUUGAAGCGUUGUUUCGUUUAUUGUUCAUUGUUCCCCAAAGAUUACUAUUUUGAUAAACUCAAACUAAUUUUGCUGUGGAUGGCUGAAGAUCUUUUAAGGCCACCAAAGAGAGGAGAGAGUUUAGAAGAGGUUGGUUCUCAGUGUUUUGAAGAGUUAGCUUCAAGGUUAUUUUUUAAACCAGCUGCUAAGGAUUUUCCCGAGAAUUACGUGAUGCAUGAUCUCUUGCAUGACUUGGCAGUAUUCCUUGCUGGAGACUUCUAUUGUAGAAUAGAAGAGUUUGGUGAACAAGAAGAGAAGAAGGUUCUCAUUCGUCAUUUGUCACAUUUGACAUAUGGAAGCUUAGUUCAUCCAAUCUCAAAAGCUUUUAAAUUCAUUGUGAAAUCAGAAUCUUUGAGGACAUCUUUGUAUAUCGAUGAUUUGUUAAGCCUGAAAAGCAGAGCAUCAAAGUUGAAAUACUUGAGAGUUUUAUCCUUUAGUAAACUUGAUGUAUUACCAGAUUCAAUAGGUAAAUUGAUUCAUCUACGCUAUUUGAAUCUCUUUAGGACCAAUGUUAAGACAUUACCAGAGUCAUUAUGCAACUUGUAUAAUCUACAAACAUUAAUAUUGUAUGAAUGUUCUAAACUGGCCAUGUUGCCCGAUGGCAUGCAUAAACUCGUGAAAUUACGGCAUCUUCUCCUUGGUGGAACUUGUUUGAAAGAAAUGCCUAGAGGAAUAAGUAAAUUGAAACACAUGCAUAUUUUAGAUUACUUUGUGGUGGGCAAGCACAAAGACAAUGGAAUCCAGGAAUUAGGAGGGCUCUCAAAUCUUGAAGGAUUAUUUGAGAUUAGGAAGUUGGAGAAUGUUGCUGAUGUCAGACAAGCCAGGAGUGCAAGGAUGUUGGAGAAGGACCGCAUUGACAAGUUAUUGUUGGAAUGGUCUUGGGAUCAUGAGAUGGUUUCAAACACAGAGACUGAGAGAGAUAUACUCGACGGCUUGCAACCGCACAAUGGCUUGAAAGAGUUGAAAAUCAUGGGAUACAAGGGCGAAAGAUUUCCAGAUUGGGUGGGGCACUCUUCUUACAACAAUAUGACAACUGUAUGGCUAUCUUGCAAGAAUUGCUGCAUGCUGCCUUCACUUGGACAGCUGCCAUCUCUAAAGUCCCUGCGCAUUGAAGGUUUUCUUGAGCUCAAGCGUAUUGGUGAUGAGUUUUACAAGAGUGACAGCCAUCAUGAUUCUUCGCCUACUGCACCGUUUCCCUCACUGGAGACGUUGGAAUUUCAUAAGAUGCCAUGCUGGGAGGAGUGGCACGUACCUGACCCAGAAGCUUUUCCUCAGCUUAAGAUACUUCGAAUAGAACGUUGUCCAAUGUUCAAGGGAGAUAUGCUUAAUGGCAUAUUCAGGAGAAGGGUUUCUUGUUUGUCGGAUGUUUCGAAAGUAGAAAUGCGGGAAGAUGAUGAAGCUGGUGGGGAUGAUUUAUCAAUAAGGGGAUCUCAAUCAUUUAAUGCAAGGACGAUCAACCAUCUGUGUUGCCUCCAAGAACUACGUAUUUCAGGGUGUCCGUCAAUUGUAUCCUUGUCGUUGGAUGUCUUUCCCAAUCUCAAGAAUUUGGAGAUAUUCAGUUGUAGGAAUCUGGAAUCAGUGUCAAUUUCAGAUCCACCACACGCUGCUCUUCAACGUCUCAUAUUCAGGAGGUGCUCCAAUUUAGUGUCAUUUGCAGGAGGACUGGCUGCACCCAACUUGACUCAGCUCACCAUCUUUGAUUGUCCGGAGUUAGUCUCAUUUGCAGGAGAAGGAGUGGCUGCACCCAACUUGACUCAUCUCGGCCUCUCAAAAUGCGACAAAUAUGUGCUGGAUGGCGGAGGGUGGUUUACCGCCAAACUUGAAAUCACUUUUUGUGGGAACUAG
Arachis ipaensis is the source of this 3402-nucleotide messenger RNA. NCBI's taxonomy places the organism in Eukaryota, Viridiplantae, Streptophyta, Magnoliopsida, Fabales, Fabaceae. The record is from RefSeq and is a predicted model, not a curated record.